AUGCUACAGGGCUGCCCGAUGGAGACGUCGCUCUCAAGACAUAUCCUGGGCGCUGUGGCGGAGAUCUGGGUGCUGAUCCUGUUCAACAUCGGGCUGUUCGCUUGGGUGGGCGUGAUCCUCUUCUCCGGGACGGAGGAAGGGGGCAAGCAGUUCUCGGACCUGUGCGAGGCAAGCUGGCGCCUCUUUGUCCUUUUCACCACCACCAACUUCCCGACAAUCAUGAUGACGGCGCUCGACCAGGUGCGGGCGACGAUAAUCUUCUUCGCCUUCUUCGUGAUCCUCAACGUCUUCUUCCUGGCGCCGCUGUCUCUGGCGUUCAUCUUCAACGUGUUCCGCGGGGGUCAGUCCGGCAUCCCGCAGAUGGAAGAGGAGAUACGCCUCAGGAGUACCGCGGCCGCCUUCACCCUCCUGGACGACCGACAGUCUGGACAGGUCUUGAGCGCUAACAUGGGUGCCUUUCUGCUGGAGCUCCACUCCAUGCGAGGCGUCGCCAGCCGCGAGCUGUCGAGGCUGCAAGGGCUCAUCGACGAGGUCGGCGCGAGGACGCCGGAAGAGGCCCCGUCCCUCACCCUGCAAGACUUCCAGGACGCCGUUGAUGUGCUGGACCGCUCUCGGGAGCACGCGGAGUGGAUCACUGAGAUUCAGUGGUACUACCCUCAGCUAUACCAAUCCCCCGGCUUCCGCCGGCUGACGAGGAUCGUCAAGCACAAGCGGGUGACGUUCUGGCCGGGCUGCUGCGGGACUCCUCAGUUUUCGAUGCUUUUGAUCGACGCGGUCGACACGUUCCUUCUGGUGAUGUCGUUCGCGGCUCUGUGGCUCGCCAAGUCUUUCUCAGCGUCGGAACACGAUUCAGAGCGGUACGACUGGGUGCAGAUCACCAUCGUGGCGAGCUUUUGCGUGACCGUCGGGCUGCGUGCGGCGGUGCGGGGGUGGUACAACUGCCUCCAGCGUCCGACGUGGGCGUUCAGCGCUCUGGUGACCUUCUUCAGCGUGGUCGUUCUCGUCCUUGUAUUCUUGGUUCCGGCGGAACAGUGGGGCUGGAGGCUCCUGCGCGCCCUCCGCGUGACCCACAUGGCGCUCGCGAUGGCGUUCUUGCCCAGGAUGGCCUUCCUCAUCCGGACCCUCCUGACCAUGACCAAGCGGGCGGCCACACCCGCGAGCGUUCUGCUGGCUUGGUCCUUCUUCAUGGCGGUCCUCGGCGCGCAGAUUUUUGGCGGCAAGGUGUGCGUGCCGGAACUGGCCGAGAAUGACGAGAGUUGCCUCGGAACCACGGUCGUCUCCAAUACGUACACGGACACGGGGCUCAUGCUGCUCAACUUCAACGACGUGCCUACUUCGUUCGUGACGCUCCUCGUGUUGUUCGUUGUCAACGACUGGACGUGA
Messenger RNA from Ectocarpus siliculosus, 1383 nucleotides. The record is from the annotation of a GenBank genome assembly. NCBI's taxonomy places the organism in Eukaryota, Phaeophyceae, Ectocarpales, Ectocarpaceae.